AUGUUUCCUAUUCAUCUUACUAUUAAUAACAUUCGCAUCCCUCAAUGCAGUCAACAUGGAGGUCUGGAGUAUAUCAGAGAAAACAAUCUUGGAAUGAGAUCUGCAGUUCAAAUGCCUAGAAGUGGUGAAUUUAAUGUUCGUCUGAAGAUGGCGUUCAUGAUGAAGAAGAAGAAAUAUAAAUUUCAAGUCGAAAUUUGUGUAGAAGAGUUGACUGCUGUUCCAUUUGUAAAUGCUGUACUCUUUGCAAAAGUAAGAUUGCUGGAUGGAGGGAGUUUUAGCGAGACAUCAAGUCGGGAGUGGGUGCAGGAGCACGCGGUGCGGUGGGGCGCGCACUUCCAGUUCGUGUGCAAGAUGUCCGCCAACGCCAGCACGGGCGUGCUGGACCCCUGCAUCCUGCGGGUGUCCGUUCGCAAGGAGUUGAAAGGUGGUCGGUCGUUCCAGAAGCUGGGCUUCACAGAUCUGAAUCUGGCCGAAUUCGCUGGUGCAGGCAGGACGACUCGUCGAUGUCUCCUGGAAGGCUACGACACCCGACAUCGCCAAGAUAAUUCGAUGUUGCGACUCGCCAUAGGGAUGAAUAUGCUGUCAGGAGACAUCCUGUUUAAAGUUCCUUCUCCAUCGCUGAAGCACAAGACAGUUGCACCAGCCUCAGACGAAACAACGGAGCGUAGAGAUGACUUCUCGAGUGGUUCGCUGGCUGGUUCGAUAGCAAGUGGAAGUUCCGGAUUUGGUUCACUACCAAAGAAGCGCCCUCCUCUCUUUUCCUCAGAUCUUGUGUCUGGCCCUGGACUUGGACUUACGGACACAGGGGAGUUGGCCACCACAAGUGGAAAUGUAGUUGUUGGUUUGGCAAUUGAAGGUCACCAACCUGGUUUGGGGACGGAUGGUGAUGAAGCUCAUGAACUUGGUCAUAGUCGUAACUCCAGCAAUACCAGUCAGAUGAGUCGAGCAUCAGGAUAUAGCUCACUGAAUAGCCAAUCGCAGCACAGCAGGCAAAGUUCAUCUGGAGAUUCAGGACAUAUACGGUCCCCAUCGUGGCCAGUGUGGGCUCCACGGCUGUUGCCCUUGCCUUCCUCAGCCUCUCCCUCGCCCGUCACUCGCCACCGCAGCCAGGGUCCCUCGGCAACACCCGUUUCGACAGCAGCUUCCACACGCCCCCCUGCAGGGAUGCUCUUGUCUCCUACAGCCUGCGCGUUGCGUUGCCUCCCUCCUUGGGCCUCCCCUCGAGCCGCGCCCCGUGCCUUUUCCUCCCCUGGCAUGCUCAGCCCAGCCGUUGCCAGUUCAUCGCCCAUCCAUGCCGAGGCCUAUAUCAGCUGUCAUGACACGAGAAGGAACCCAAGUUCUGGUUCUGGUUUAAGUGAAACAGGCUCAUUAGAUCGAGCCAAAGCAGCAUUGGAGCGACGGAAAAAAGCCGUUGGUGGGGAUGAUGGAACAACAGGAGGAGGUGGUCGCGUAGAAGUAACUCGACCUAAUCCUGACAGUCUGAUAGAUGAACUUCUUCGUGCUACCAAUUUAGAACAGCCUGAUGAUUUAGCAGAAACUUCCGGCCUAAAAUUAUUUAUUGCCAAAGAUGGCACUACUACGUUAGGAAGUCAUGAAGUGAAGAGUCAGUUAGGUGCAGGUCUACUGAAGCAAGUGGUCAUGGAUUCAGAUAACAGAAGUGACUCAGAUAAUGAGGGUGUUUACAAUAAGAAUGAGCCAAUUGAGCAGUUUGUGUUAGCUUAA
Molecule: messenger RNA, 1722 nt
Organism: Gryllus bimaculatus (two-spotted cricket)
Lineage: Eukaryota; Metazoa; Arthropoda; Insecta; Orthoptera; Gryllidae
Source: the annotation of a GenBank genome assembly